AGCGACUGUCACUUCUGUCAUGGGCGUCAUGAGGUGGCUUGUCCUGGCAGCUCUGAGCGUGGGAAUCGCCGCAGCGAUUCCCACUAAUCACAUUCCCGACGAUUCCUACGAGAACUUGGAACUGCACUUCGGCCUCGAGUUGGCCCUGGCGGCGAAUCCUGGAGUUGUUCCUCAAGCGCCGUCCCCUCCUCGGCCCGGUCCUGCGCUGCGCCAAGAGUCCCUCGGGGAGUCCUUCGGGGAGUCCUUCGGGGAGUCCUUCGGGGAGUCCUUCGGGAGUCCUUCGGGGGUCCUCCUGGCCCGACGCCUCGACGCCACGCUGUGCCAGAGGCUGAUGACGAUGAUGAAUAAGGCAGAAGAGGCUUUAAGUGUUUAGUUAGUUGAAAUGACGACUUCGGUUUGAUUAAACUUUCUUAUAUUUUAGAAGACAAG
This is a messenger RNA of Penaeus vannamei (Pacific white shrimp), 429 nucleotides long. NCBI's taxonomy places the organism in Eukaryota, Metazoa, Arthropoda, Malacostraca, Decapoda, Penaeidae. The record is from RefSeq and is a predicted model, not a curated record.